Molecule: messenger RNA, 1845 nt
Organism: Neltuma alba
Lineage: Eukaryota; Viridiplantae; Streptophyta; Magnoliopsida; Fabales; Fabaceae
Product: endo-1,4-beta-xylanase 5
Exons: 8
Coding region: 6-1670 (554 amino acids)
Biological process (GO): carbohydrate metabolic process
Molecular function (GO): hydrolase activity, hydrolyzing O-glycosyl compounds
Source: RefSeq, a predicted model, not a curated record
UACACAUGGGAAAUAUUAUUCCAUUCUUUGGCUUAGUUCUCUUCGUCUGUGCUUCCUUGGUUUCCACUUUAUACGAUGGACCCAUCUAUGACUCCACUGCGUACACAGAGUGCAAAAGGGAGCCCGAGGAGCCGCUUUACAUGGGAGGAAUUUUGAACAGUCAUCUCCCUCAGUUCUCCUCUCAGAGUCAGGGUGUUGAGGAGGGCCAUGGUUAUAUUAUGCCUUCAUUGGUUUUGCACAACCUCACUCAGGGGACAAUCUACUGUUUCUCCAUUUGGGUAAGAGUCGAAAGUGGAAGUUCAGGUCUAGUAAGGGCAACCCUCCAAACGGGAAAUAUGGCAUAUGACUGCAUUGGCACAGUUUUGGCCAAGCCUGGCUGCUGGUCAUUUCUUAAAGGAGGAUUUGUUCUGGAUUCCUCAUCAAAAUUAUCAAUACUCUUCUUUCAGAACGCUUAUGGUAGUGACAUCAAAAUAGCCCUGGCCAGUCCUUCUUUGCAGCCAUUUACGAUACAGCAGUGGAGAGUUAAUCAACAGUAUAUCAUCAACACUAAAAGAAAGCGAGCCGUAACUAUUCAUGUGUCCGAAUCAAAUGGAGACAGAUUGCCAGGAGCCGCCAUCACUGUAGAGCAGGUCUCUAAAGACUUCCCUUUCGGAUCUGCUAUUGCAAAGACCAUCCUUGGCAAUAUGCCAUACCAGAACUGGUUUGUGAAGCGGUUCAAUGCUGUAGUAUUUGAAAAUGAGCUCAAAUGGUACGCAACAGAGCCUGACCAAGGCAAGAUCGACUACACCAUUCCAGAUCAGAUGAUGCAAUUUGUGAGAGAAAACAAGCUCAUAGCAAGAGGCCACAACAUAUUCUGGGAAGAUCCUAAAUACACACCAGCAUGGGUUCAUAACCUUACCGGUCCGCAGUUACAAUCUGCUGUGAGUUCUCGGAUUCAAAGUUUAAUGAGCAAAUACAAAGAGGAGUUCAUACACUGGGAUGUCAGCAACGAGAUGCUCCACUUCAAUUUCUAUGAGCGACGACUUGGACCUGAUGCCUCAUUCCAGUUCUUCCAGACAGCACAUACAUCCGACCCAUUAGCAACCUUGUUCAUGAAUGACUUUAAUGUUGUUGAGACUUGCUGUGAUGUAAAUUCCACUGUUGACUCGUACAUCUCAAGGUUACAACAAUUGAGGCAACAUGGUGUCUUUAUGGAUGGGAUUGGCUUAGAAGGUCACUUCACAAUACCGAAUCCUCCUCUUAUCAGAGCAAUCCUAGACAAGUUGGCAACGCUUGGAAUCCCCAUUUGGUUUACUGAAGUCGACAUCAGCAAGACUCUUGAUAAAAAUACACAGGCUAGCUAUUUGGAAGACGUGCUAAGAGAAGGAUUCUCUCACCCUAGUGUGAAUGGCAUAAUGCUAUGGACAGCAUUUCACCCUCAAGGGUGUUAUCAAAUGUGCCUCACGGACGGUGGUUUCAGGAAUCUUCCAGCAGGGGAUGUGGUGGAUAAACUUAUUCAAGAAUGGCAAACCUGCAGUGUAAAGGGAUUGACAGAUCAACAUGGUUCCUUUAGCUUUUAUGGGUUCUUGGGAGAAUAUAGAAUCGGAAUCCAAUAUGGCAACAAAACUGCAAAUUCAACUUUCUCCCUUUCUCAAGGUCAAGAAACUAGACAUUUUACUAUUACAUUGUGACUCGCUCACUCGCCUCAACGUUCUUUUAAUUAACCCUGCAGUAGCCGCAUCUUAAUCUUGCCAGAUAUGUACUAGUUUUAUGUAUCACCUUCGUAGCUGCAUUAAUCGCCAUGAUGUAAAUCUCGGCUGUGUGCUUUACAACGCCAGAAAUAGAGUUCCCUGGCCUUUUCUGGUU